AUGCACAAAAUGGCGGAGGCCGCCGAACAGUCACUCGACGAAGAGACUAAAAAGGCGUGCUUGCUGAGAAACAAGAAUGAAAAGAAAAGAAGGGAUCGGUUUAAUAACCUAGUGAGCGAGCUAUCCGCCUUGCUGCCGUUGUCAAGGAAAAAAUUAAGCAAAAAUAACGUUUUGAAAUUUGCGAUAGACCACUUCCGACAGCAUCAACUUGCAGCAGAAAACCUCCGUGCUAAGCGAUUUCACGGAAAAUGGCAGCCUGACUUCAUAACAAACGAGGAGUUUCGCCAAACAGUGCUGGAUGGAUUAGACGGAGUUAUACUGGCCUUGAAUGAAGCCGGUAUGCUCCUUUUCGUUUCGAGCAAUAUCUUUUCAUGCCUUGGUCACAGCAAAGGGGAUCUGUUGAAUACAAGCAUUUUUAAUUUCGUGCAUCCAGACGAUCAAAGGACGAUAUAUUCACUGCUUGGAGCUAUCUAUAACCCUGCUGCUCUAAAUCUGCCAGAUGUAAGUUGGUUUAAUCUCCGCUUUCGUUGCGGUCCGGAGAAUGAAUUCAGAACACUUUGUUGCGUGAGCAAGAUUUUCGGACACGAAAGGUCGGGAGGUGCCCAGCGGGCAAAUUCUUGUGCCGUGUUGAUUGCAAGGUCAGCAUUUGCUCCAAAAAUAAACCGGACUCUUCUAAUCACUGACGCGACAAAGGGAUUAAAGUUCACCACACGACUGGACAAAAACUGGAGAUUUCAGUGUGUGGAGAGGGGUGCGACUUUAACUUUGGGGUAUUACCCAAUUGAAAUGCUGGGGACAUGCCUUUAUGACUACUGCCAUGCUGAUGACUUGACAAACCUUGCUGAGUACCAUAGCAUGUUGCUAUAUUCCGGAGUGAUAACAACCUGCUGUUACCGUCUACUCACCAAGGGACAGGAAUGGAUUUGGGUGCGAAGUCAAUGUUUUGUGUCGUACAGUCAGUUGGACUCCAAACCUGAAUCUGUGAUCUGUAUCACAUGGCCCAUUGAAAGUUCAGAGUUCAGUGCAAAUCAGCCGGAGAUGAUAGAGCGGGAUCGGCAACUGUUCUCUCAGAUUCUGGAAAAAAAUGGAGCAACACCUCAAGAAUCGAGACAAUCUUCAAGUUCUCGCAAUAAUUUUGAGCAAAGUGCUAAUGUUCCUUUGUCAUCGUCGUUAACCCUUAGCACACCACAACCUCAGGUUUCACCUAGUGUAGUUCCAUCCACAAUGACAAUGGAUUAUUCCAGUGUAUCAUAUGCAGAGACAUACAACAAUUCUACAAUGCUGCCUAUAAGUAACUCAGAUGCCUCUAUCACCGAUUCCACUAGCUUGGGGGCCUGUGUAGACACCGCAGCACUUUUAACGCAAAGUAAUGCUCAUGGAAGCUCGUUGUCCAAUGAUUCACUGCUGAACUCCAUUGAACAUCUAGAUGAGGAUUCACUGUUGUUGGACGAUCAGAUUGAAAUGCCUGAAUCUCUUUCAUUUUCUCAAUGGGCGCUUCAUUUGCAUCUUAGAGAACAGUACAAAAGCCUCACGGAGUCCAUCAGACAGCAAUCAGAACAGGUUACACUCAUUCAAAAGCAGCUUUCUAUCCAGAAAGAACUAUCUGUGCUCAGUGAUGAACUGGAGAGACAACAACAGUUGAAAAAUCAGAACUUGGGUAAUAAUUUUGAAAGUACCAAGGCAAUUAUUCAACAGAAGAUGAAAGAGUUGCAACAGACCGUGCAAUGUAUCAAUGCUUUAACUUGA
Porites lobata is the source of this 1746-nucleotide messenger RNA. The record is from the annotation of a GenBank genome assembly. NCBI's taxonomy places the organism in Eukaryota, Metazoa, Cnidaria, Anthozoa, Scleractinia, Poritidae.